Messenger RNA from Thecamonas trahens ATCC 50062, 714 nucleotides. Its product is annotated as 30S ribosomal protein S9. Gene Ontology annotation, molecular function: structural constituent of ribosome; RNA binding. Gene Ontology annotation, cellular component: ribosome; small ribosomal subunit. NCBI's taxonomy places the organism in Eukaryota, Apusomonadida, Apusomonadidae. The coding region runs from base 1 to 714 and encodes 237 amino acids. Gene Ontology annotation, biological process: translation. The transcript has a single exon. The record is from RefSeq and is a predicted model, not a curated record.
AUGCCUGUUAUGGCAUACUCUACGUCGGGCGAGGAGAGCAAGGCUGAUGAGGUUGGGGCUGAUGAGGUUGGGGCUGACGACCUUGCCCAAGUCAUUGACGUCCUCGGCUCGGACGACUUGCCGCACGCCCCGCUGCCGAGCUACGACUUGUCUGAUCCGCUCGGGGCUCUCGAGCCGGAGCUGCCCCCGCUGGAUGAUCUGUGGCAGGAGCAUGUGCUGGCGGCCAACGCCAAGAAGGCCACAGAGAUGACUGCCCACGAGUCGGAGCAGCUGGAGCGGCGCAAGGCCAAGACGCUCGAUGCGCUCGGCCGGGCGUACGGGACCGGUCGUCGCAAGACCUCGAUCGCCCGGGUUUGGGUCGAGCCUGUUGCCCAUCCGGCCGCCCCGCAGCCUGCAGACGUGCUGGUGGUCAACUCGAAGCCGCUGGCCGACUACUUUCCGGCCAUGCAUCACCGCAACCACGUCAUCGAGCCGCUGAGGCUGCUGGGCAAGCUGGGAGCCUUCAAGAUCCGCGCCACCGUCAAGGGCGGUGGCCACACCGGCCAGGCCGGCGCCCUUCGCCUCGGCAUCUGCCGCGCUCUCGAGAUUGUCGACCCCGCGUUCCGCAAGCCGCUCAAGGCCGCCGGCAUGAUGACCCGUGACCCGCGCAUGGUCGAGCGCAAGCUUGCCGGCCUCCGCAAGGCCCGCAGAGCCCCGCAGUGGGUCAAGCGCUGA